GGUUGUACUCCUACACGGAAACGAGAAUGUUUUCACCACAUGGAACUCGACUUCUGAAACUAAUACCAUCAACUGCACGCGUCUCACAAUAUACGUGUUUUGCCAAAUAUACUAAGAUCGGGAGUAAGAAGUUGAGGAACUCAUUUGCCGAGCCAGUGCCCAGCGCCACCUGUGCUCCUCUUCGGCCUCCGUCUCUCAGUGAGGAGCAGCUGGACCGGAUCGCCCGAAACAAGCAAGCGGCUCGAGAGAAACUCGCCGCUGGUCAAGCGCCGGUUGGCUUCGGGGAGAGCUGGAGAAAGGGAUUAUCCGCUGAAUUCGGGAAGCCCUAUUUUAAACAGCUGAUUUCAUUUGUUACUGAUGAGAGGAACCGCCACACUAUCUACCCACCUGCAGAAAAUGUCUUCACCUGGACCCAGAUGUGUGACAUUCAAGAUGUCAAGGUGGUAAUUCUUGGUCAAGAUCCAUACCAUGGCCCCAACCAAGCCCAUGGAUUAUGUUUUAGUGUGCAAAGACCAGUUCCACCUCCACCCAGUUUGGUGAACAUGUAUAAAGAAUUGGCCUCAGAUGUUGAAGGCUUUGAGCACCCUGGACAUGGAGAUCUGACUGGGUGGGCUGAACAAGGUGUGUUACUGCUCAAUGCUGUGCUGACUGUCCGAGCUCAUCAGGCCAACUCCCACAAAGAGAGAGGCUGGGAAACCUUUACUGAUGCUGUUGUGCAGUGGCUCAGCGCUAACCUGGAAGGCCUUGUCUUUAUGCUGUGGGGGUCAUAUGCGCAAAAGAAAGGUUCUGCUAUUGACAGGAAACGUCACCACAUCCUACAUACAGUGCAUCCAUCACCAUUAUCUGCACACCGUGGAUUCUUUGGGUGUAAACAUUUCUCAAAGGCCAAUGAGUUGUUGACCAAAUCUGGGAAGAAGCCCAUAAACUGGAAGGCACUCUAAAUCUUGUGUUAGUUUUUCUCAAACACUGUUGAACAUUUGUGUAGAUUAACUACAGACCAAACAAUAAGCUUGCUUAUUUUCUCUUAUAUUUUUUGAUAUUAUUUCUUAUUUUUUGCAGUUUGCACAGUUGUUUGCUUUUUCAGCUUUUCUCAAAUCCUAUUUUUCCAAAAUAAACUGAUACAAUUUAUUGUACUUUA
This is a messenger RNA of Lampris incognitus (smalleye Pacific opah), 1138 nucleotides long. It is a transcript of the gene unga, whose product is annotated as uracil DNA glycosylase a. Gene Ontology annotation, molecular function: uracil DNA N-glycosylase activity. Gene Ontology annotation, cellular component: mitochondrion; nucleus. Lineage: Eukaryota; Metazoa; Chordata; Actinopteri; Lampriformes; Lampridae. The record is from RefSeq and is a predicted model, not a curated record. The coding region runs from base 27 to 941 and encodes 304 amino acids. The transcript is spliced from 6 exons. Gene Ontology annotation, biological process: base-excision repair, AP site formation via deaminated base removal; base-excision repair.